Molecule: messenger RNA, 743 nt
Organism: Saccostrea cuccullata (small rock oyster)
Lineage: Eukaryota; Metazoa; Mollusca; Bivalvia; Ostreida; Ostreidae
Product: vacuolar protein sorting-associated protein 41 homolog
Exons: 7
Coding region: 9-626 (205 amino acids)
Biological process (GO): macroautophagy; cellular response to starvation; endosomal vesicle fusion
Cellular component (GO): late endosome; HOPS complex
Molecular function (GO): protein binding
Source: RefSeq, a predicted model, not a curated record
AGAGAGCCAUGGACGAGUGUCAAGUCCGAGGGCUAAUUCCUGAGCAGGUCUAUUUACUGGGUCGUAUGGGAGAUCUGAAGAAGGCCUUGACCUUGAUUACAACAAAGUUGAAGGACGUUACCCAGGCUAUUGAGUUCUGUAAGGACAAGAAUAACGAGGAGCUGUGGGCGGAUCUCAUUAAAUUCAGCAUAGACAAACCAUCUUUUAUCAAAGGAUUACUUCACAACAUUGGGACUCAUGUGGAUCCCAUCAGACUGAUCCCUCAAAUUCAGAACGGAAUGGAAAUCCCAGGAUUAAGGGACUCAUUGGUUAAAAUCCUCCAGGACUAUAAUCUUCAGAUAUCAUUAAGAGAGGGUUGUAGAAGAAUUCUGGUAGCUGACAGCUUUAACUUACUAGACAGACUGGUCAAAACCCAGAGAAGAGGUGUAGCUGUGGACAGUAGUCAGUCUUGUCCUAUUUGUCAACAGCGGAUCAUAGUAACAGAUUUGCGAUAUGCCAGCAAUGUUGUUUUAUUCCACUGUAAACAUGCAUUCCACGAAGAUUGUUUACCCACAAACUCAAUGGAGCGUUGUACAAUCUGUAGUACACAAAGGAGGGGACCUGGAUCUAAGGGCGUGGUCAAGUAAUGUCAAUCAAGUAGUGCUCCAAUCAAAUGCUGGCUAAAGAUUGAUAAUCAAUGGAAUGAUUAAAACGUUAUUAAGCAUUCUGUUAAACAUAAUCAUAGUUAUUGUGCUUGUAUUUUU